This is a messenger RNA of Symbiodinium sp. CCMP2592, 5091 nucleotides long. The record is from the annotation of a GenBank genome assembly. NCBI's taxonomy places the organism in Eukaryota, Dinophyceae, Suessiales, Symbiodiniaceae.
AUGCGGGAUUCGUUUUGGCAGGACGUUCGAGGUCGUUCGAUUGAGGUUGUGCAAGGCCAGCUGGCCGUCGACAAACUCGCGACGGAGUUCGGUCAGGUCGCCGGGAAAAUUUUUGGGAAAAAAAAAGUUGUGCCAGUCGUUGAGGCCUUGCGGGUUUUGCAGGCCGACAGCGUGCGACGUUCGCUGAGCCAGGACCGUCGACGGCUGGCCGAAAAGAUCUUCAGCCGUUUGGUGGCGAGACUUGCCGAGGCCAUCGAUGCUUCGAAAGGCAAGACUGUCUGGAUGGCCAACCGUGUUGAGUCGCUCGAGCAGUUGAGGACAGCUCGCGGCUACCGGAAGGUCUCGCACGGCUGUCAAGAGGCCGUUCUGCAGGCAGGGUCGGCAGCCGGGCCGUCCAUUGCAGCUGCUCUACAGUCUCAGAAACACUUGACGUCGUCCGUCGAGGAGAAGACUACCCGGAACCGGGACAAGCCAGGCAAGUUUUUGGAGUCAGAGCGACUCUCGUACUGCAGCAGCGGACAGUCGACGUUCUCGUCGACUACCGUCCUCAGCGUGGUCGCGGAUGCCGUUCACGUCGGCGACGACGACUGGUUGAACGUCUUCGUGUGCGAUCCUGGCUGCGACGUGUCGUUCUUUUGCCCGCCACAGGUGAAGAAGGGAACCUGCCUCACGGCCGAGAACUUCGUGGACAUGUGGCAGGGCCGCAUCACGAAAUUUUUCCAAAAGGCCGGCACCAAAGGUCGUUCGGCAGGCAAGAGCACAGGCGGAGUUCGGGAACCGGAGCGACAGGCCACUCAGGAGUGGCUGCGGGACGUUUCGCACAGCCUCUCGGCCGUCGGCUGGAGUUGGUCCUCGUGUGGUCCCUCGGCCGACAGUGCCAAGAGGCCCAACGUGAUCGUGCUCUGCACCGAUCAGGAAGCGACACAGUUGGCGGCCGUGAACUAUCUCAAGUUUGGUCGCUCGCUGUUCGUGGAGUUCGUCAACGACCCCGCCCACAGGAGCCAUAACGACGUUCAUCUCGCUAUGGCGUCGGCGGGACUGUUGACAUUCGCCCUCGUCUCGCUCGGCCUCUACAACGUUCGGUACGGGCCGUGGAACAAAGGAACCUGGUUCGGCAAGGUCCAGAGCAUGGCCGACGAAAUGAGCCUUUCCAUGUCGCCCUCCGACCCGCUCCUUUUGACGUUCUUCCCGGACAUCCUGGCCGAUGAGGGUCGUUCGCAGGAGGAGAACACGGAGGAGAAUCGGCGGCUUUUUUUGGAGGGCCUGCCGAACAGGUCGUUCGUUCGGUCCAAGGGAAGCAAGGCCUCGCACUCUCGCUUCAACAGCUUGUCCAUCGCCCAUUCGGAAUUGGACAGGGACUGGUCGUCGUUCUGUUUGGUUUUGGCCGCUCUGUGCAUCGCCGAAGGCUGGACGACGAGUGCCUCGGCACUCUGGGCUCCCGGAGCCGGCAAGGUGCAGGAGGCCAGCACUGGAAGCAGGUCAGCUGCGAAGGCGGCCGCUCGCAAAACGAUGCAGCAACAGCGAAGCAGUUCGGUGAACACACUACACGGCAUGACGUCCUUCGCAUGCAGCCCUGACAACCGAUCGCUGGCGAGAACGAUUUUUUUCGUGCUGCAACCCGAAGGCGUUCGCUGCAGCAAAAUGCUCGAGGAGCUCAGGUCUUUCGAUGCAACCGUGUCCACGUAUGCCGCUUGGGCCCACUGGGGCUACGUGGAGACCGCUCGAGAGCACUUGGUUCGUCUCUCGGACCUGGCUGCCUUGCAGCGACUGGGCUUGAACAUGGCCAUGGACCAUGAUGACGAUUGCGACGAAGCCGCCCUCGUCUACCAGGACACUCUGGCUCGACGGGUCGUGAAGCUCACCGUUCGCCUGCUUCGCUUCCGGUGCGGCUCACAGCUGCCGAGCACGAAUGGUUGGGGUGCUACCGCUGGGCUCCUCCACGACAGCACGGCCUCUCGCCAGGCCAGUCUCCAGUUUUUGAAGGCGGUGGACGUGACUGUGAAGGCCGUACAGGAGACCGGGUCUCUCGAUGCCAAGACAAUGCUCGAGGGCCAUCCGGCCACAGGGCCUGUCAUGGGCAUGGUGUUGGCCGAGCUGCGUGCGGCGUCCUUCGUCGAGGUCCCGCCUGGGACGUUCGACUUUCUGCGGCGUUGCUGGGGCGGCCUCUUGAAUUCGAAGUUGGUCGAAGAUGCCAACAAAGUGCAGCGUGAGGCAGAACAGAGAAACGGGACUGCCAAGACUCUCGGCCGCCUGGAAGGGUGGCAUGGCCUCUCGAGGAAGAGGCUCUUCAAGGAUUACGGCCGUUCGGAAGUGCCCAACGGCACCCUGGUCACCCUUCCCACAUCGUUCGAUUCCGAUGCCUGGUUCGUUCGCAAAAAGAGGCGAACGACAAGCGGGUCAAUCGCCACUGGGUCUGCCAGCAGCUCGCAGCCCGCCGUGGCGGAGGAGACUGCAGAGGAGGCCGUUUGCAAAGGGGUCAGCCAGGCUCGCACUUGGGCGUCCCACACUCCCGACUCUGAGCAGGACAAGCUCGCUGGCUUCUCGUUGUUGGCGAAGGUGGUUCGGGAGUCGAAGGACUGGUCCUUCGUCGAGAAAGGAUGGUGGUCUUCUCUGGUCCCAGAGGGGCACGGCCUCGCCUUCCCGGGCUCAGACAGCGUCUGCUUCGUCGUCCGGACGUACAAGCGAGCGGCCUUGGUGUGGCCGGCCACUUUGGACAAGGGUCCUUCGGGCGUUGAGAGACUCGUGCUCGACACAACUGCGGCCUCUCUGUGCUGGGUGCACGUGUUCGACGAGAACGUCGAGGUUCUCGAUCUCGUGGCCACGUCGCCACAGCGUGUCCUGGCUGUGCAGGAGUAUCAGCGGGUGGGCCUUUGUGACUUAGUGCGUUUCAGCUUUUUUGAGGUGCGUUUCAGGUGCCCAAAAGACAUUCUGCUGUCUCUGAGUGAAGGUCACAAGCUUUACUGGCUCUACUGCUUGCGGUCUCUCGGCGAGACCAGGCCUCUGGGAGUGGCCUUUCGUGUGCAGGCCCGGCACUCGUUGCUCCGCCACCACGAGCUGCACGGGUUCGCGGGAGUGCCAGAGUGGUCUCUGCGGAAGCUUGCACAGGCCAAAAAGUGGCCGGUCUCGGUCCAGGAGGCAGGACACGAGGAAGACGACCGCCUAGCGAUAGUUUGUUUGCUGUCGCUCGACCCUUCGUUGGUCAAGGAAGAAGUGGUCGGCCGCUUGCUGAGCCGCCAAGAGGCCGCUCCCUGGUCGUUCGACACGGGCAUCGACUUGGAGGAGCUCGUGCGGGACACCAUGCUGGCCGCAGAUCAGGAGCAGGCGCUCAAGCAUCUGGCGAACAAAAAGGCCGGUCAGGCGUCGGCCAAGGACGUGCGGAAGAGGGCCUCUCACACCUACGAGCACGUGGCCAAAACGUUCGCUGGUCGGCCGGAGUACAAGAAGUUCCAGGCCCAGCGAAAGGAGAAGGAGAAGAAGGCCGUUCAGGAGCAGAAAGCACGGGCGGCCGAGGCGAAGAGGGUCUACGACGACGUGAACGUGGACGUCGACCGGGUCCUCAAGGCUGCCGUGCCGCCGGGCGUUCGUGUGUACACCGACGACCGGAACGGCCGAUGGAGCCUCACGUACAGCACGGCCUGGGCCUUCGCCACCAGAAGCAUUUCCUGGACUCAGGUCGGCAGCAAGCCGGCCGGGCGGGCUGCGGUUGAGCAAAGCUGGGACUGGGCGGAGACGUUCGCGGGCCUCGCCAUGUCGGACGAGGCCGCAACGAUCCUGAAGAAGUUGUCGGUUGCAGCUGCAGACCACCAGUUUCAGUGCAUAAGUCAACAGCAGGCCGUCUUCAAGCUCGUCCUCCAGCGUCGGCGUGAAGCAGGUCUGUCAGAAAAACAGGCGGCCCGGUUUCGCAUCCGUGGCAAGCGGAUGCUGCGGACGGCAUCCGCCAUGAAGGUCAAGUGGAACCACAAGAAGAGCAAGGACAUUCGCGAGCAGUUCGGGGCGAUGGCAAAGGCGGCCUACGAGGACAACCGCCAAAGGGCAGAGGCUUUCAAGACUGCCCGGAGCAAAGACUCUGUCUUGUUCGACGAACAGCAGGUGGAUCGUGCCCAAGACGAGGAUGCGGAGGCCAUAGCCGUUCGAGUGCAGGAGGACAUCGAGGCCGAUUGUGCUAGGAGGGACGUUCUCGAGGACUCCUGGACCUGGACGUUGGGCGUGCCUUUUCGCGACUUGGUCGAGGUGGGCAGUGGGGUCGACGGACAGGUCUUUCGGGCCUCGUUCCAAGGACAGUCGUUGGCCUUGAAGCUGGCCAAGGGUCGCGGGCUGCAGGACCCGAUGCAGCGGGCGGCCGCAGGUGGCCUCGACGUCGCGGAGGAGUUCGCCGUUCUCGGGGCGCUUGGCCAGCACCCGAACGUCGUUCGAGCCUUCGCCGUUCUCAGCAGUUCGCUCGGAAGGCCAGCUCUGGUCCUCGAGUGGGCAACGGAGAGCCUGCAGCAAAUGGCUCGCAGGCUGAAGGACGACCGCCUGGAGACCUCGCCGGCCGGGCGAAGGUCGCUGCUCAACCUCUUUCAGCAGUUCGUUGUCGGCCUCUCCUACGUGCACAGCCGCUCGUUCCUGCAUUUGGACGUCAAGCCCACGAACAUCCUGGUCUUCGAUGGCGUUCGUGCAGCAGUUGCAGAUUUCGGCCACUCGGAGCACGUUUCGGACACUGGCUGCACGGUGAUCGGCAAUCGGGUCUACACCGAGGCCUUUCGCUGUGCGGAGUGCCUCAUGGCGGCCGAUCGGAAGGUACGUGUGACGUUCGCCGGCGACGUUUGGGCGGCCGCUGUCUCGUUGUUCGAGAUCUGUUGCCCCAAAAAGGCCUCGCUGUGGACAAUCCCACCUGCGACGUUCCUCCGGGACACCGAGGAGCAGACGGCCAAGGCCAUUCGGGAGAUGGCCCUCGCUAAGAGCUCCAAGGUCAUGCCGUACGAUGAGGUCGUUUUGGAGGUCCUGAAGCAGACCUUCGUGCCGGCCAAUCGACGGCUAGCUUUGCCAGGCCUGCUGAAGAUCAUCCAAAAAGCCGUUCGGUCAGCACGACCCCCGUGCCGUCUCGACUGA